Molecule: messenger RNA, 2670 nt
Organism: Protomyces lactucae-debilis
Lineage: Eukaryota; Fungi; Ascomycota; Taphrinomycetes; Taphrinales; Protomycetaceae
Exons: 3
Coding region: 1-2670 (889 amino acids)
Cellular component (GO): nucleus
Molecular function (GO): protein binding
Source: RefSeq, a predicted model, not a curated record
AUGGACAGCGCGUCUGGUACCGGCGCUUCGACAGCGCUCGAUCCAGCCAACCAAAGACUCCUCAAUACGUAUAUAUACGAUUACCUCGUCAAACAGUCCUACGGCGACACGGCGCGAAAAUUUAAGGCCGAAGGCGGUGUGUCUACAUUGACUGCGAAGCAAGUCGAAGAGCGAAAAGAGCAAGGGCCGAAUACAGAGGGCUCACUCUCUGCGCAGCUCGAUCGUGCAGCACGUACUGCAUCAGAAAAAGUCAACGGCGAUGCGCACAGCCCGACAGACGAGACAGAUGCCGACGGUGCUCCUGGUGAGUUGCCACAAGCAGAUGUGCCUGUCAAUGUGGAAGGUGGCUUCCUGGCAGAAUGGUGGGUCCUCUUUUGGGACAUGUUCUCAGCUAGACAAGGGAGACCCAGCACAGCGAGCGCAACGACGUUCAUGGCGCACAAUCAGCGACUGAAGCAAGAACGGCAAGCCGCCAUGGCUAGUGCUAUGACUGGUGGCGCUGCGACAGCAUUAGGAACGGGCGGUAACAUCAAUACUGGCUCCAAUGCCAACGCUAUGCGACUCAAUCUCUCAGGCAAUCCCUUGACUGCCAGUAACGUUGACGCAGCAGCAGCGGCAGCGGCUUCCGCUGCUGGUCUUGAUCCGAAUGGAGCAAAUGCUCAAAUCAACAACAAAACGCGUGAAGCCUUGAUGCGUCAGGCAAUGAUGAAUAAUGGCAACAAGGGCCGCAGCUUUCCUCCAACGGCCGCACAGAUUCAGCAGCUCAAAACGCAGCAGUACUUGCAGCAGCAGGCCCAACGUGAGGACUCAGAAGGCCUUCCAGGGCAAGCAAUGAAUCCACAGUCGCCUGCAUCGAUGUCUGCGCCGUCUCCAUCGAAACGACAACGUUUGUCUCCCGAUGGCACGUAUGCGCAAAUACCCGCCAAUCAACGACCACAGCCUGGCAUGCCCAUGAAUCAGCAAACUUCGCAAGCGCAUCAGAUGUUACUGCAAGCAGGCAUCAAUCCAGCUGGGUUGAGUCCUCAGCAACUUGCCGCCUUUCAAAAUCAGCCGCCCGUCUUGCAGCAGAAGCAGUUGUCUGCCUACGUGCAGGGUCUCGCCAGUCAGCAACAACGCGCGAUGCAACAAGCAGCGAAGGGCCCGCUACAGCAACCAGUCAUGGUCAGUGCAAGUCCUAGUAUGGCUAAUGCAGAGGGUCCGCCUGCAGAGGGCAAUCACGCUCUGCAAGACUACCAAAUGCAGCUGAUGUUGCUUGAGCAGCAGAACAAGAAACGAUUGUUGAUGGCACGACAGGAGCAAGAACGGCUACAACAGCCUGGGGAUGUACCUGUCGGAGGCGGUGCUACCGGUUUCACCAAUUCUCCACCAAGUGGACGUCCUGCCGGGUCACCUGCCCCUGGUAGUAUUGAUAUGCCUCGGGGAACACCUAAGAUGGGCAAUCAAAACGUGCCUGGUACGCCUGGCGAGCAGCAACAGCAGCAGCGUCCGGGUCAGCAGCACCCUAUGCAGCAGCAGCAACAAAUUCAACGGAAUGCCUCGCCUGCUGUCACUGGUUUCGUCCCGCAACAUGGUCCACAAGAUCCACAGCAACAGAUGAUGUACCGUCAAAUGAUGCAGCAACAACAACAGCAGCAGCAAGAGAACGGUGCUAUGCCACUUAUUAUGGGACCCGGCGGUCAGAUGAUGCGCGUGCCGCCUCAAAUGGCAGGCUUCCCACCCAAUCACCCUGCGUUCCAGAAUCCACAAAUGAUGCAGCAGAUGAUGGCAGCCAAUGGUGAUCCCAGAGCUCGUGAAAGUCUGCUUUGGCAGCAGCAACAGCAGCAGCAACAACGGCAGAUGAUGCAGCAGAUGCACCAGAAUGGUCAGCUUGCAGGACGUCAAUUGACACCGCAGCAGCAACAUGCAUUAGCGCAACACCAUGCCGCACAGCAAGCUCAAGUUGCUCAACAACAGCAGCAGCAACAGGCUCAGCAAGGCAUGCAGGGUCUCGGUGGACCUCAUCAACAGAUGCCACCGCCCCAAGCUCCGCUACCCAUGCAACAAGCUGGCCCUGGUGGCGUCGGUGCUCGUCCCGGCUCGACGGCAGCUUCUGCUGCAGGACAGCCUCCUUCCCCGUCGCUAUCGAACCAGAAUCCAUCUACACCCGUGCAAGCUAAUGCUAAAGUGCCUGCUGGUCGUAAAGCUUCUACUGCAGGCAAAGAAACGAAGAAACAGACUGCAGCAAAGGCACGCAAAGCUGCUGCUGCUGCGGCAGCCGCGGCUGCUGCUGGUACGAGUGCACCUGGUACGACUCCAGCCGGUGCAUCAGAGCCACCAACACCGACGACACCCAUGACGCCACAUGCGCUGAAUCAGCAACAGCAGCAGUUGCAGCAGGCGCAACAGGCGCAGCAACAGCAAAAUGCGCAACAGGCAGGGCACUUUGCGCAUCCGGGACAGCAAGGUGAUGGUAGUUCGCAAGUUGGCAAUUUUAUGGAUGCCGGUGCUGAUGGUGCUGUUGGUAACGCACCUGGUAGUGGUGGUCCUGCGUCAGCCGGCUUUGAUGCGUUCCCCGGGGAGCUCAAUAUGGAUCUUAUGCAGGACUUUGACUUUGAGAGCUUCCUUGCAGAUGAUCCGAAUGGCGGUGGUGGUGGAAUGAACUUUGGCUUCAAUGGGGAUGAUGGUGAAUGA